UCAGUGCUCGACCUCAAUUGUAAUAAAAAUCAUGAUUGUAGUAAAAGGCCUUUUAUAUUUGAAUUGGUAGUGUAACUGGAAUAUCCAGAGAUUUUGGUGAAGUGGAAACUACUAAAUGUUUGUAUGCCACGUUUAUAGUUGUAAAUCCUGAAACUUUCGGUAUCGACUAGAUACGCAAAUUCGCAAUGAUUAGUUUGUUUUCAACGUGUUUAAUAAUGGCAGUGACAGUUAUGUCAGUUCACGGUGUCACCGUCCUAACAAAUAACGAAACCCUUAUAGCUGAAGAAAUUUUAAACAGUCUUGGACCACGGUCAAUUAGACCGGUACUCAACUCUUCAACAGUAGUGAAAGUGGCGAUGUCUUUUGUGUUAACUCAAAUAAUUGAGCUGAAUGAUAUUCUACAGGAACUGAAAGUCGCUGGCUGGUUUACACUGGAUUGGACGGACGAACGCAUAAGCUGGAAUGCAUCUGACUACGGUGUCGAUUGUGUUCUUAUUCCCGUAGACGAAAUUUGGAAACCUGAUAUAAUACUUGACAACAAUGUUGACGAAGAAUACAACCAAUUCCUACCGGAUGCACCAGUGAAGGUAUGCUCUGACGGAAGGGCAACAUACACAGCAUACUCUAUAUUUCAAAGUUCAUGCAAUAUCAACAUCCAAUUAUUCCCAUACGAUUAUCAAUCAUGCAAGCUGCGAUUUUCUUCUUGGAUUCAUGACGAGUCGGAAAUCGAUAUCCAACCACUGCUCCGUUUUUUGGAUCAAGAAGAUCAGUUCAAAGACAAUGGAGUUUGGACACUUCAGCAUGUAGAUGCAACAAGCAUUGUGGAAAAUUACAAACCAAGUAACAAACCGUUUGUUUAUGCUGUCUUCUCUAUUCAUCUCUUACGACGCCACGAGUUUUAUUUACUAUUUAUUUUGAUACCUUACUUUUUCUGCUCCGUUCUCAUCUGUUUGAUGUUCUUUGUUCCGUUUGAUAGCGGUGAGAAACUAUCGUACGGAAUAACAGCUGUGUUAGGAAUGAUUGUUUUUCAAGAAAUCAUUGCGUCUGCUUUGCCACCAGUUGGGAACCAUUCCUCUGUUGUAGGAAAAUACUUCACUUCAGUAAUAUGUAUUGGAAUCGUAUCAGUGUUUGUGGAAAUUGUAGCAUAUAAUAUAUAUAUGCAAGGAAAUUUAUACAAGGCAUGCGUGUAUGUAUUACGCUAUUAUGAAAUUAAAAGGAAACCGGGACCAAACAACAACUAUCAGAUGGGGAAUAUUGGAGAAUCUGAAACAGAGCAAGAUAGUAAAGAAAGAGAGGAAGAAGCCGCCGAACACACAAAGAAAUUACAAGCUUAUUGUACAUUUUUUGAUUUGUGCUUCGGAUUAAUGUGUCUUUUAAUGAUAUUCGCAUUAAUGUUAUGGUUUGUAAUAAAAAUUUAAAAUUUCUUGACUUUUAUUUACGUACCUGAAACAGUAUUUUUGCUACAUGGUGAGUUGUAAGAAUUCAGGAAAAUGGAAAAAGUAUGGAUUUUACAAUAUAAACAGGUAAUAGGCCUAAAUUAUAAGACAGUAGAAAGAUUGAGUACUACUAUGUCUAUGUAAGGUUGAAUUUAAGGUAUGAGACAAACUCAUGUUACUGUAACUAAAAAAAAAGACCUGACUGACUUAAAAACAUUACGAAUAGUAUUGGUAUCAUAUCAUUUUGAUAUCAGAAAUAAUAAGCGAUUAUAAUACUGUACAAUUCGUAAAUAUAUAAGCCCAAAAGCAAAAUAUUAGAUUAAUUGGUUCAGACUAAGAAGCUUGCUAAGUUAUGAAAUUAUUAGUCUCUGUUUGUGAUAUAAUUCUUAAUUGAAAUUGGUUAAGAUCACGUGUAAGUGAAAAACAAAAGUAUUAUUUACUAGUAUAUAGUGAUUAUUGGAUCCAGUGUCUAAACAAACAAGUCUUUCAAUCCCAGUUAAGGACCGUAAUGCAUAUAACUGUUUGAACAAUGUGAUACUGACUAAAGAGAAUAAAUUCAUAUUUUAUGAGUCUU
Anneissia japonica is the source of this 2010-nucleotide messenger RNA. RefSeq names its product neuronal acetylcholine receptor subunit alpha-7-like. Gene Ontology annotation, molecular function: transmembrane signaling receptor activity; neurotransmitter receptor activity; extracellular ligand-gated monoatomic ion channel activity. The record is from RefSeq and is a predicted model, not a curated record. NCBI's taxonomy places the organism in Eukaryota, Metazoa, Echinodermata, Crinoidea, Comatulida, Comatulidae. The coding region runs from base 186 to 1418 and encodes 410 amino acids. Gene Ontology annotation, biological process: chemical synaptic transmission; signal transduction; nervous system process. The transcript has 6 exons. Gene Ontology annotation, cellular component: neuron projection; membrane; synapse.